AUGUUAGGCAAUAACUUGGCCCACAACGAUGCCAUCCAGCAAGUCCCCGGAUUUCUUCGGCGAAAGCGCAAAGCUGUCAAUUGCGAGGAAUGCCGACGCUCUAAGUUGCGAUGCGAUCGCCAACACCCUUGUGGUGCGUGCAAGCGUCGCAAGCGCGAGUCUAGUUGCUCCUACGAAUCCCUGUCUGGCCCAUCUGUAUCAAGAAAAACUCACAGGCAGCCUGUAACUACUUCGGCGUCAUCUGCCUUGAAUGGUGGGGCAGGAUCUCCGUCUACGCCUAGACGAAAAGGUGUCUUCUCUUCAGCCCUACGACCCGAACAGCCUACAUCAGAAUUAGACAAAUCACCUCCGGGUGUACACUGGGAAACUGUGCUUGAAAGGCCUGUUCCAGAGGAGGAUGUUAAUGACACGCUAUCACCCCUCUCAAUCGGCCCUCGCAUCUCUCUCCACGAAAUGAUUGACUCGCUUCCGCCGAAGUCUUGUUGCGACUAUCUGGUCUCACACUUCUUUAAACAUAUAUCCGCCUUGUUUCCCAUUCUGCAUGGCCCAACUUUUCAGAAACAGUAUACAGCGUUCAUGCAACGGCCUCAUGACGUCGACUUACCUUGGCUGGCUUUGCUUUUCGCGUUAUGUUCUUUGUCUCUGAACACUCUAGAUGAAAGUGACCCCAGGCUAGCGUGCGUCUGGUCUCAACUACCUUCGAGUGUUACCCAAGGUGCAAGCACGGUUCCUGUCACGGUUUCUGUGUCUCGCCGCCUGCUCCGGACUGCAAUAACCUGUCUCCUGCAGGGUGACUUCUUGAUCCGGCACACCUUCAGCACGUUCGAAGCUCUAUUAAUGGUAAUAUACAGCCUUUCUCACAAUGAGUCCGUCGAUCAAGGCUGGGCCCUGCUAGGAAUGGCGCUAAAUAUUGGCAUUGCCUUGCGUUGCAAUGUGGAGCAGAAGAACAUGGGCCCAAUUGAGACCGAAAGACGGCGACGUUGUUGGGCUGGCCUCUUGACAUUGCACACGUAUCAGGGAAUGCUAUUCCGGGACUUCGAUAUGUCAUACCUUCUCAGCAUUGAAGCUCCUCUACCUGCUGAUGUUAACGAUGUCGAUAUCACCAGCGAAGGCAUUGUGCAGCAGUCUUGUAGCGAGCCCACACAAAUGUCUGUCAUGAUGGCUAAGCUUCGGCUGUUCCGGCUUUCCACCCAGAUCUGUCGCCAUACCUCGGGCCCUUCACGUCUCGACCAACAGGCCCUGCGUAAUUUCGAUGCUGCGAUAGCGGACGAGCAAAAACAGUGGGACGCGGCCUAUAUGGUUGAUGGUUCUCCAAACAUUCUGGACUCUAAUCGCUACGCAUAUUGGUGCGUCUUGCAAACGUACGCGCAUCAUCUCUACCUCCUGCUACACCGACCGUUUCACCAUUCCAAGGUGCCUUAUUUUCUUCCAAUGUCCAGAGAAAGAUGUAUAAGUUCCAGCACAGCUUUGAUUUCCCUUCACAGACAACUUUACGAAGCUCCUAUCCUCCGAGAUUAUUUCUGGCUGCUCAGUGGGGUGACAAGUCUGAAAGCAUUACAUGCGGCCGUGGCCCUGAAUUCGUGUCUCCAAGAUGAUACCGAACAUAACUUGGACUCUUUUCGAGGGGAGAUCGAAAGUCUGAUUGCCCGCAUGGCAGAUCUCUCAAGCCGAAGUCAUAUCUGUCUCCGAGCGUAUCGAAUACUCCGCCAUUUACAAGCCCAAGCAGGGACGGGCGAUGCCCCGACAGGGAGCUCGGAGACCCCAUUCGAAAAUUUAUUCGAAGAUUUGACGGAUAUCCGGGACUGGAUGGAUGCAGAUCUGGUCGAUUGGAAUCUGGACGGACAAUUCAACGUCUUUGCGCCAUAA
Molecule: messenger RNA, 1866 nt
Organism: Aspergillus welwitschiae
Lineage: Eukaryota; Fungi; Ascomycota; Eurotiomycetes; Eurotiales; Aspergillaceae
Exons: 3
Coding region: 1-1866 (621 amino acids)
Biological process (GO): regulation of DNA-templated transcription; DNA-templated transcription
Cellular component (GO): nucleus
Molecular function (GO): DNA-binding transcription factor activity, RNA polymerase II-specific; DNA binding; zinc ion binding
Source: RefSeq, a predicted model, not a curated record